AUGACCGUCCCUCUCGCCGAUCACCCCAUCGAGACGCCGCCUCGCGCGCCCUCGCCUGUUCACAACUUUGGCACCCUUGCCGUCCACGCUGGCAGCCCCCACGACCCCACGACCGGCGCCGUCAUUGAGUCCAUCUCCCUGUCGACGACCUUUGCCCAGACUGCCGUCGGCAAGCCUGUCGGCGAGUACGAGUACUCGCGCUCCUCGAACCCCAACCGCCACAACUUUGAGACGGCCGUCGCUGCGCUCGAGAAGGCCAAGUACGCCCUCGCCUUCUCUUCCGGCAGCGCCACCACCGCCGUCGUCCUCCAGUCGCUGGCCGCCGGCUCGCACGUCAUCUCCGUCUCGGACGUCUAUGGCGGCACCCAUCGCUACUUCACCCAGGUCGCCAAGGCCCACGGCGUCAAGGUCACUUUCACGCCCGAGAUUGAGGUUGACAUCUCGGCCCACAUUACGCCGCAGACCAAGCUCAUCUGGAUCGAGACGCCCUCGAACCCGACCCUCCGUCUCGUCGAUGUGCGCGCCGUCGCCACCCAGGCCCACCAGCACGGCAUCCAGGUCGUCGUCGACAACACGUUCCUGUCCCCCUACGUCCAGAACCCACUUGACCUCGGCGCUGACAUUGUCGUUCACUCGGUGACGAAGUACAUUAACGGCCACUCGGACGUUGUUAUGGGCGUCGCCGCCUUCAACUCGGACGACCUCCACGCUCGCCUCUCUUUCCUUCAGAACGCCAUCGGCGCUGUCCCCUCGGCCUUUGACUCGUGGCUGGCUCACCGCGGCCUCAAGACGCUGCAUCUUCGCGCCCGCGAGCCACGCGCAACGCUACGGCCGUCGCCACGGCCCUCGAGGCCUCGCACAAUGUCAUCGCCGUCAACUACCCCGGCCUCGACUCCCACCCCCACCGCCACAUUGCCCGCAAGCAGCACCGCGAUGCCAUGGGCGGCGGCAUGCUCUCCUUCCGCAUCCGCGGCGGCCACGCCGCGGCCGAGAGCGUUUUCUGCCAGGCUCACCCAAAUUUUCCACCUCUCGCUGAAGUCCUCUCGGGCGCGUCGAGUCGCUGGUCGAAGUCCUCUUCGAAGCAUGACCCAACGCCGGCAUCCCCCGCGACCAGCGCAAGGCCGGCGGCGUCUUUGA
This is a messenger RNA of Verticillium alfalfae VaMs.102, 1137 nucleotides long. Its product is annotated as cystathionine gamma-lyase. The record is from RefSeq and is a predicted model, not a curated record. Gene Ontology annotation, biological process: transsulfuration. NCBI's taxonomy places the organism in Eukaryota, Fungi, Ascomycota, Sordariomycetes, Glomerellales, Plectosphaerellaceae. Gene Ontology annotation, molecular function: pyridoxal phosphate binding; cystathionine gamma-lyase activity. The transcript has a single exon. Gene Ontology annotation, cellular component: cytoplasm. Bases 1 to 1137 code for a protein of 378 amino acids.